This is a messenger RNA of Betta splendens (Siamese fighting fish), 3123 nucleotides long. It is a transcript of the gene prmt8a, whose product is annotated as protein arginine N-methyltransferase 8-B. Gene Ontology annotation, molecular function: protein-arginine N-methyltransferase activity. The transcript has 10 exons. NCBI's taxonomy places the organism in Eukaryota, Metazoa, Chordata, Actinopteri, Anabantiformes, Osphronemidae. Bases 551 to 1789 code for a protein of 412 amino acids. The record is from RefSeq and is a predicted model, not a curated record. Gene Ontology annotation, cellular component: plasma membrane. Gene Ontology annotation, biological process: peptidyl-arginine methylation.
UGUUGGCACGUGCUAGUGUGGAAUCCGCGGGCACGUUUCGAGAGUCAUCAGAUUUCCGUGCGUGCACUCGGCGACGAGUCGCUCCGCGAGGCGACGGCGGCCGCGGCGCUAUUUUUAGAAACCGCGCUGCAGCAGCGGAAUCAAUCACAAUCGGCUAAAAACGGCACAUUCAUGACACUCUGCUGCUUUUAGAGAUGCAAUCUCCUCAGAUUGGUUUCCGCGCUCGCUGGAUUACGGGACGAACCGUUGCGUUUCUGCCAGUUUGAGCUCAGCUGAUGCCAAACGAUGCCUUUCUCCCUCCUGCUCUCCAGGAACCGGUGGACUGCAAACUUUUGCACCAUGGGAUCCGCUACACUUUAUAGCAACAGUGGCUGCGGUGCUUCUGGGACCACAUGUAGUUUUAGCUCCUUUGACAGUCUCCGAAUUUCCAAAGAGCUCCACAGUUUGUGAUGCGAGGGAGAAUCGUAAUUGAUGAAAAAGGAGCCAGAAGCCUGACACCCGGGAGCUCUUCUCACUUCUAUUAAUUGUAUGCGCGUUUUUGCCGGCUCUUAUGGGAAUUAGACACUCGUCCCGCUGCAUGCUCCUCAGGAGAAAAAUGGCGGAGUCUGAGGGCACUGAGCAACCGCAGGUGCAGCCGCAGCCAAUCCGCAUCAUUCCAUCCCAGUCGGCUCAGCCCACCUCGCUGCCCAAGCCCGUGCCUUGCGUCCAGCCCGCCCCGCGGCCUCCUCUCCCGCCCCACACGCCACAUGCCGCCAGCCUUCCCAGCUGCCCGGGCCGGGGCAAGAUGGCCAAGUUCCUCACCCCGGAGGAGAUGACCUCACGAGACUAUUACUUCGACUCCUACGCCCAUUUUGGAAUCCACGAGGAGAUGCUGAAGGAUGAGGUGAGGACGCUCACCUACAGGAACUCCAUGUACCACAACAAGCACAUCUUCAAGGACAAAAUCGUGCUGGACGUGGGAAGCGGCACCGGCAUCCUGUCCAUGUUCGCGGCGAAGGCCGGGGCCAAGCAUGUGUACGGGAUCGAAUGCUCCAGCAUAUCCGAGUACUCGGAGAGGAUCAUCAAGUCCAACCACCUGGACAGCGUGAUCACCAUCUUCAGAGGCAAAGUGGAGGAGGUGGAGCUUCCUGUGGAGAAGGUUGACAUCAUCAUAUCUGAGUGGAUGGGCUACUGCCUCUUCUAUGAAUCAAUGCUCAACACCGUCAUCUUCGCCCGAGACAAGUGGCUGAAACCCGGCGGAUUAAUGUUCCCCGACCGAGCCUCUCUGUACGUGGUGGCCAUAGAGGACCGGCAGUACAAAGACUUCAAAAUACACUGGUGGGAGAACGUGUACGGCUUCGACAUGACCUGCAUCCGCAACGUGGCCAUGAAGGAGCCACUGGUGGACGUGGUGGACCCCAAACAGGUGGUGACCAACUCCUGCCUGGUCAAGGAGGUGGACAUCUACACAGUGAAGACCGAGGACCUGUCCUUCUCCUCAGCCUUCUGUCUCCAGAUCCAGAGGAACGACUACAUCCACGCGCUGGUCACCUACUUCAACAUCGAGUUCACCAAGUGUCACAAGAAAACGGGUUUCUCCACUGCUCCAGACGCUCCCUACACCCACUGGAAGCAGACCGUUUUUUACCUGGAGGACUACUUGACGGUGCGGAGGGGCGAGGAGAUGAUCGGCAGUAUCGCUAUGAAGCCCAACGAGAAGAACGUGCGCGACCUGGACUUCACCUUCGAGCUGGAUUUCAAAGGGCAGCUGUGUGAAGCAGCCAUAUCUCAUGACUACAAGAUGCGUUAAACUUGACUAGGAAGAGGGUGUGGGGGGCUUUGGUGACGCAGCCAGUGCGACCCAUGACCACUAGGGGGAGACAGAGGGUCUCCCGUAUCCACAGAGUGCAGACGAGGACCGACGAGGAGACACCACGCCAAAGAUCCACAGCAACCGAUCAGAGGAAGCCCCCACUGUCUUCACAGUGAACAAUGGCAGGAAGCUGCUGACGCUGACUGUUACACAAUUCUGAAUGUAACACCGACAGAGUCAGGAAUAUUCUUCAGUCUUGAUGAAUGUUGACUAUUGAUGUGUUUAUGUGAGAUGGAGUGAUGUAGCCGUGUUCUUGUUCUCCCACAAUUACUUGGACCUAGCGGAGGAGUCGCUGCCACUUUUCCAAAUGCAGCCAAGCUAAUUCUGUUAUAAAUAGACAAAUAAAUUCAAGGUGUAGUUCUUAUGUCACGUCCUGUAACGUAGCGAGUGAUUAUCGAAGACCACAUUUACUUUGUGUCUGUGCUCGUUGAGACAUGGGGGAGUUCAUCUGACCACAGCAGCCAAGGAGACGCUUGUGUAGGUACAUGUGCAGUAUGUGUCAUGUGAGGGGUAACGUGUUGUCAGUGUUCUAGUUGCUUUGUGUGCCUGUGUAAUACAAGUCGUUGAAGCUCACACUUUUGCACAGACUGGACUCCAGAUGUGCCCUGUGCUGUGAUGUUGACAUGCCAAUAACGCCAACAUUCCCCUUCCUCAAUGCCUUGACCAAGUACCGAAGUGUAUCUAGUCCUUCUGCACACUACCAGUUCAUUUCUAGAGUCACAGUCAUUUGAUUGGCUUGAGACGGAGUGAGGUUUAAAACAUGGACAGAGCACUAUUCACGCCACACACACGUUUAGCUUUAUCUAGUGACAUUCAGACCCCGAAGAGACUUGUGGAAACAGUCUUUCCCCUUCACAUGUGCGCUUCCUGGGCUCAUUGCCAAGGAAACCACUGGAGGGUUUCCUUCAGUCAGUCGCUGAAACCAAACUCCACUGUAUUUACUCAUGGAGCAUGCAGCCACUGCAACGCGCUGCCGUCUGAGAGCACACACUUUCAUUGCAUCUUUCACCCGGUGUCUUUUACUGACAAAACUAAGCAAUACACUAUUAUGAGUUGUUAAUACUUUGUCAUUUAUAUACAUAAGUAAUGAAUUCAUUUAGAGCAACUGAAUGAACACAAACCUAAUUCCUAUAUCAUGAAGUCAUAAUAGUUCUAAUAAAUUGGCAUGUUAAUUCCACGUGUAUUACUUAUACUGAAUAUGUUGCUUCAAAUAGCGUUAUGUCAAGUACAGAAAAUGUAAUAAACAGCAAUGUCCAAACUCAGCCACCAGA